Vespa crabro (European hornet) is the source of this 2462-nucleotide messenger RNA. RefSeq lists its product as uncharacterized. The record is from RefSeq and is a predicted model, not a curated record. The transcript is spliced from 6 exons. Lineage: Eukaryota; Metazoa; Arthropoda; Insecta; Hymenoptera; Vespidae. The coding region runs from base 509 to 1498 and encodes 329 amino acids.
UAAACAUUGAACGUAUUCUCAUUCUCUCUUUCUCAGCACCGGCUAAUGCGUCGGAGAAGCUACGUAGCUUAUCGAGUUUGUGCCAUCUUCGUCGCGGACUAACACCUUGGGUGGCAUUUCGUUUAGUUAAGAUAUCAUUGGUAGAUCUUGAAACCGUACGAGAAGGCAAACCGUUUUGUCUCCUGUCACACGACCGCCAAGAAGGAGGAGACUUCUCGCGAAGAGAAACCGUAAUUUAUAUCACGGACUUUGCUAUAUACUUUCUCGUUUUAGACUGUGCUACCUCAAGGAGAAUCGGAUUGUUCAAGAUUUUCCUUCGAUGUCGUUUUGACUUAUUGAAAAAUUCAUCAGAUUUUUAUUCCCAAGGACGUUUUGUUGCGUUCAAUGAUCUUAGUAAAAGUCAAACGAAAGUGAGAUUGUAAACAAAAUAAGUAGAGAAGAUCAGAUCGGCGAAGAGUCACCUAUUUCAUUGUUUACUGUCGAGCCGAUUAGACGUGUGCAGAGCAAUAUGGAUGCUACAAAUUUCACAUUGGAAUUUACGCAAUUAUUAACGCGUUAUACGAAAUCAAGAACACCGAACGAGAACGCAGAACUUAUCGGUACUUCGAAGGCACCAUUGACCUCAGAAACCAUCAUCCAACUUGUGCAAGAAUCCCUUCGUAUUAUUUUACCGGAACCAUAUAUACCUAAUAUAAGUGUCAGUGUUAAUAAGACACCAGCCAAUGAUAUUAUUCUCAAUACUCCGGAUGCACCGUUUAUUCAACGAACUGGUCUUAAUGAAAAUGGAAUAAUCAGCGAAUGUACUGAUGGCUUAUCGGAUAAAUUAUCGUCUAAUAAAAUUAAUAAGAAGGCGUCGUCAUCGCAGUUUAAUUUAAGAACUACAAGAAGAUCUAAUACCUUCGUUCAAGAUGAUAAUAAUAGUUCGAUUAACAAGGAUACCGAUAACAGUCCAAUUAAUACCGAGACUGUUAUAAAUAUUGCCGACGAUGACAUAUCCGAAGUUGAGAUACUCCCAAAUAAUGUGCAUUUGAAUUUGGACGCUUUACGUAAAUCUGCCUCUGAUGUUAUUACGAAUAUCGACGAGUUCAAAAGAAUAAACAAUUUACAGUCAUCGAAUAUAAAAGCGAUUCGUCGAGUAUCCUCGAUUGGAAGUUCUGUUACACGUCCAUCAAUGUUAAGACCGGAUCAAGCACCGAAGAAAAGAAGAUCAUUCGUUUUUCCAGGGACAACACCGACAUCCUCGAGAUUAAAUAACACGGUAAUCCUGAAUGAGAAUCUCUCGAAAAGAAAGAGUACAUCUUCUAUGUCUCUUAACGUCACGGCUACGAAUGCGACCUCAACUAAAUCGUUAAUUCCAACACUGUCCAAUGUUCGAUCUCAUUCAAAUUUGUCUUAUUCGACCGUAAAAAAAGCAGCCUAUAGCGAAAGUAGACCAAAAAAUCCAAGAUAUGCGCACAUUCAAAGUAGUAUUUCUAGAUCGUCUCUCGCUAGGAGAUAAUUUUAAAAAAUUCUUUUAUUUAUAUGAUCUUGUUCAUUUUUAAGACGUGCGCUUUUCGUAUUUUACUUUAAUUCAUAUAUCCUAAUAUUUAAUAAUCGUUAUUAGUGUUACAAUAAUAUGGUUGCUCAUGACUUGUAAUAUGUAGUUUCUAUAAAUUGUUCUAUGGACAAAGUAAGUAUAAGCGCUUUCUUUUAUACUUCAAAAAAUCUUUAAUAUAAUAUAAUAGAAUGUAAUGAAAAAUUCUUCUUUAGGAUAUGCAAAUGUUAAUGGCUUUUUUAAUUUCUUUAUACUUUUUCAUAUGCAAUGAGCAUUUUUAUAUUUUCUAUACUCUUUAUUCGUUCUGUUCGUUCUAGCCUUUUUCAUUCAUCACGUUUUAAAAUAAAAUCAGUAUAAUAUGCCAUCGGUGUAUAAUAUCCUUUUAGAAAUGAAAUAAUUUAGAAAAUUCGAUAUAUAUUUUAUAGUAAUGAAAUAAUUGCAAUUGUACAUGAAAUACAAACAAGUGAUUCGCCAUAAUUGGAAAUAUGUUUAGAAAUGAAUGAAUUUAAUUAAUAUUCAUUUAAAUUUGUAUUACAAAAAGAAAGAUACCAAUGAGACUUGUACCGUUGCCCAUCAAUGAACAUAUGUACACGUGAUGUAUAAGGUCGCCGUUAUAUUAGGAAUAAGUGAACGAUUACGUGCAAUCUACGAUGGCUGUUAUGCUAUGAACAGGUUUCUUUGUGUUCGCUUUCUACGACCGCCGGGAGCCAUCAUUUAAUUUGAAUUUCGCUCUCUCGUGCGCGCGAUAUUUUAUUAGAGCUUUUCAGGUCGAGGAAAAGGAUAUUUGCAUUAUUUGACAAUACCAAUAUAAUUCGAUUAACAUAUAUCGUAAGGAAAUGGGACACAAGAUAAUAGUUUAUAAAUUAAAUAAUUUUUCAAAAAUUUCAAAUGUAUCGUACAUAAGAAAAUAAUAUAAUAAUAAAAUACA